Cajanus cajan (pigeon pea) is the source of this 684-nucleotide messenger RNA. RefSeq names its product DnaJ/Hsp40 cysteine-rich domain superfamily protein (gene ENA). The record is from RefSeq and is a predicted model, not a curated record. NCBI's taxonomy places the organism in Eukaryota, Viridiplantae, Streptophyta, Magnoliopsida, Fabales, Fabaceae.
GGAGUGCACACAUGGGUUGUGUAAAGGGAGACACGAGGCUUCACAUUGAACACCCCUUUCUCUCGUUUCUCAUCUUCACCUGAUUGCAUUGGUGAAAGUGGAGUAGGCGUUUGAGUUCUGCUGGCAUACAUGGGUUUUGGCAUUGGGACACUGAGUUUGUUCACAGCGGUCCGAUUUGAGGCUGCAAAUUUCAAUGGUCUGCCCCCAUCUCGGUCUCCCAAGUCGUUGCCUCAUCUCUCGCUCACAAAGCCGUCUUGGGUUGUGAGGACGGAGUCGAAUGUUCGGAAGAAAAGAAGAAGGAAGCCGGAUCCGCAUUGCGAGGUAUGUGAGGGGAGUGGAAGAGUUGAUUGCCACGAGUGUCAUGGAAAGGGGAGGACAAACGAGGUUCAUUUGGAAAUGCUCUCAAAAGGUGAAUGGCCAAAAUGGUGUAGGACUUGUGGUGGAAGUGGUCUUAGUUACUGCUCCCGCUGCCUUGGGACCGGAGAGUAUAGGUAUAUCAUGGGCUUCCAAUUCAUGAACAUUGACAAUAAUCAAUCCCAAGGAAACAAGUCUUAGUUUUUUUUCUUUUUAAUCUUGGGUGGUGGUAUUAGGUUCAAGGUAUUAGAGGAUGUCUUGGUACAUCAGCUUUACCUGUAAUUGCUGAAUGACGAGUCUCAAUCACAGUAUAAAAAACCUUGAUAAAUA